Molecule: messenger RNA, 1398 nt
Organism: Effrenium voratum
Lineage: Eukaryota; Dinophyceae; Suessiales; Symbiodiniaceae
Source: the annotation of a GenBank genome assembly
AUGGGCCGCGUUCGAACAAAGACCGUGAAGAAAGCAGCGCGGGUGAUCGUGGAAAAGUAUUACGGCAAGCUGACCCUGGAUUUCCAGGUCAACAAGAAGAUUACUGAGGAGGUUGCCACCAUUCCUUCCAAGCGGCUGCGAAACAAGAUUGCUGGCUUCACGACGCACCUGAUGAAGCGCAUUCAAAAGGGACCCGUGCGCGGCAUUUCCCUGAAGCUGCAGGAAGAGGAGCGUGAAAGGCGAAUGGAGUUCGUGCCAGACCGGUCUGAGGUCAACACCGAUUUCAUCCAGGUCGACCCUGAUACACGCGAUAUGCUGAAGGAGCUGGAGAUGGACCGUUUGCCGAACAUUGCAACUUCCAACACUACACUGACUGGCAUGCCGCAAGUGAGCGAAGAGCUCUUCCUAGUGAACCAGUUUGGCAUUGCCACAGAGCCGGGUGCGCUUGCCGCAGCAAUGGGCCGCGUUCGAACAAAGACCGUGAAGAAAGCAGCGCGGGUGAUCGUGGAAAAGUAUUACGGCAAGCUGACCCUGGAUUUCCAGGUCAACAAGAAGAUUACUGAGGAGGUUGCCACCAUUCCUUCCAAGCGGCUGCGAAACAAGAUUGCUGGCUUCACGACGCACCUGAUGAAGCGCAUUCAAAAGGGACCCGUGCGCGGCAUUUCCCUGAAGCUGCAGGAAGAGGAGCGUGAAAGGCGAAUGGAGUUCGUGCCAGACCGGUCUGAGGUCAACACCGAUUUCAUCCAGGUCGACCCUGACACACGCGAUAUGCUGAAGGAGCUGGAGAUGGACCGUUUGCCGAACAUUGCAACUUCCAACACUACACUGACUGGCAUGUCGAUCGGUCGCGGCCUAAGCUGUUGCCGUGUCUGGAAGGAAAGCAUGCGAGGGCGGUUUGGUUCAUUCUUUCUGUCAUUCAUUCAUCCAUCCAUCCAUCCAUCCAUUCAUUUAUUCAUUCUUUCAUUCAUUCACUCAUUCAUUCAUUCAUUCAUUCAUUCAUUCAUUCAUUCAUUCAUUCAUUCAUUCAUUCAUUCAUUCAUUCAUUCAUUCAUUCAUUCAUUCAUUCAUUCAUUCAUUCAUUCAUUCAUUCAUUCAUUCAUUCAUUCAUUCAUUCAUUCAUUCAUUCAUUCAUUCAUUCAUUCAUUCAUUCAUUCAUUCAUUCAUUCAUUCAUUCAUUCAUUCAUUCAUUCAUUCAUUCAUUCAUUCAUUCAUUCAUUCAUUCAUUCAUUCAUUCAUUCAUUCAUUCAUUCAUUCAUUCAUUCAUUCAUUCAUUCGAGCAUCAUUGUUUCAUCUCAUCCGAGGCCGCAAGUGAGCGAAGAGCUCUUCCUAAUGAACCAGUCUGGCAUUGCCACAGAGCCGGGUGCGGAGAAAUCCCUGCAAGAGUCAAUGGCAGUUUGA